Molecule: messenger RNA, 1251 nt
Organism: Hippoglossus stenolepis (Pacific halibut)
Lineage: Eukaryota; Metazoa; Chordata; Actinopteri; Pleuronectiformes; Pleuronectidae
Gene: spcs2
Product: signal peptidase complex subunit 2
Exons: 5
Coding region: 26-784 (252 amino acids)
Biological process (GO): protein targeting to ER
Cellular component (GO): signal peptidase complex; membrane
Source: RefSeq, a predicted model, not a curated record
GGUUUGUUUUGAUCAGUGAUUGUUGAUGUUUGGCUUUUUUCAUUCACUUCCUGUUUCUAACGUUUCUUGCGCACGCGCACGCUGCACGGCCACGCGGACGCUGGAAACGUCAGUCGUCGCUGAAGCGCCCCUGAGCCAAUCAGAAGCGUCCAGGUCAGAGGAGGAGAAGAUGGCGGCUGCAGCAUCGAGGAGCGGGAGGAACGGGCUGCUGGAGAAGUGGAGGAUCGAUGAGAAACCAGUAAAGAUCGAUAAAUGGGACGGAGCAGCUGUGAAGAAUUCUCUGGACGACGCUGCCAAGAAGGUGUUGUUGGAGAAGUUCGGUUACGUGGAGAACUUCCAGCUGGUGGAUGGGCGUCUGAUGAUCUGCACCGUUUCCUGUUUGUUUGCCAUGUUGGCGCUGGUGUGGGAUUAUUUACACCCGUUCCCUGAGUCCAGACCCGUGUUAGCCUGCUGCGUCAUCUCGUACUUCAUCAUGAUGGCCGUCCUUACUGUCUACACGUCGUAUAAAGAGAAGAACAUUUUCCUGGUGGCUCUGAACAGAGAUCCAACUGGAAUGGAUCCAGAUCACAUGUGGCAGCUCUCCUCCUCCCUCAAACGGUUUGAUGACCAGUACACGCUCAGAGUUUCCUUCACAGACGGGAAGUCGAAGAACUCGAGGGAAACGGAGUUCACCAGGUCGGUGUCGGCAUUCUUCGACAUCAACGGAACGCUGGUGAUGGACCAGUUUGAAAAGUCUGUUUCCAAACUGCACGACACGCUCGCCAUGGACAAGAAAACAAAAUAAAUCAGCACAACGUCGUCGGAGGAAGGUGUGAGAGGCUCCUCAGUUUAUUGGUUCUCAUCUCGUUAAAAUCUGCUGUACUCAAAGAGUCUGUGAUGCCACAUGUGGUUGUUCGUAACCUUAGUAACUGUGUGUCAUCGGGUAAAAACAUUUUGUGAUUCUUCAGAAAUCGUGUCUCAUUGUUUCGUGUCUAAAGCUGCGAGUUGUUCAGCUUCUUGUUCUGAUUCGUUGGCUCUGACGAGAACCUCUGAACACAUCAUUUCAUUAUGUGGUGGUUCACUAAAGGUUAAACGUGAUAAUGUGUUUUUAAUUUCACCCAGAAAGCGUAGAGAAGAAAAAACAGGAUUAUGAAACGUCUGGAAUCGAUACUUAUGCUUUGAAAGUUUGAUGCAGCUUCCUGUGUCUGUGCAGGUUGAUUUGUUUCGUUUUUUCAGAUAUAUAGUGAAAACAAAUAAAGUUCCUGAAUCAUU